Molecule: messenger RNA, 1524 nt
Organism: Megalops cyprinoides (Indo-Pacific tarpon)
Lineage: Eukaryota; Metazoa; Chordata; Actinopteri; Elopiformes; Megalopidae
Gene: hlx1
Product: H2.0-like homeo box 1 (Drosophila)
Exons: 4
Coding region: 120-1232 (370 amino acids)
Biological process (GO): regulation of DNA-templated transcription
Molecular function (GO): sequence-specific DNA binding; DNA-binding transcription factor activity, RNA polymerase II-specific
Source: RefSeq, a predicted model, not a curated record
UUCCUGGCCCUUUAAGAAAGAAAAGUACAGUUUUCAGCGAUACUUGCAACUACAUUACAGGCAGGUUUCGACUUCUGUCCUCAUUCUUGUAUAACUAAGGGUCAACAUAAGACAGUAGGAUGUAUACUACCGGACUGAACCCGUUUUACCCGUCUAAUUUUAGUCUUUGGUCUGCCUACUGCUCAAGCGGUUUUGCUUUGGAUUCAAUGAAGAAGCCUUCGUUUUGCAUCGCCGAUAUAUUGCAUGUUGGAGACGCUGAAAAUAUUCCUGGGUCUUCGACGCUUAUGGCUCAUUUGGGACCUCGCGCUCCGGUUCAUUCUUCGGGAUCACCGCUGCGCCCUUCCCCGGUGGCUCCGGAGCCAUCCGUUUUCGGCUCACGGAUGAGCCCAGCGUCCCCGUAUCACAGACACGGAAUACACUUAACCUCUGUUUCCAGAGUGACGCUCAAUUCUCAGCAAGCUCCAGCUCCUUCCAGUAAGGACCUCAAGUUUGGGAUUGAUCGUAUAUUGUCAACAGACUUUGACCCAAAAUCAAAAGAGACUUCUACUUUAAGAGAUCUCACGUCCAUUGUUAGCUCGAACCGUCAGUCAGGUGUGCACAUGUCGGUGCAAUCCACAGCGAGCCAGUACUUCGCAUCUUUAGACCCCGGGAUCAGCGACUCGUCCUCUCUGUUGGGUUCUUUGGGCAACACCACGAGACAAGCAGGGCAACAUCAGUUUCAGGACACCUUUCCAGGCCCAUAUGCAGUUCUGACGAAGGAUACGAUGCCUCAGACGUACAAAAGAAAAAGAUCCUGGUCAAGGGCGGUGUUUUCCAAUCUACAGAGGAAAGGACUCGAGAAACGAUUCGAAAUCCAAAAGUACGUUACUAAGCCCGACAGAAAGCAACUGGCUGCGAUGCUGGGACUGACGGAUGCUCAGGUCAAAGUGUGGUUCCAAAACAGACGAAUGAAAUGGAGGCAUUCGAAGGAAGCGCAGGCACAGAAAGACAAAGAAAAAGAACAAUCGGAUAAAUCUCUGACAGAAGCUGACCAGAAGGACCAGGAGUCCGAGUGCGCGACCGACCCGAGCGAUUCCGAGUUCGAGGACGGCCAGGAUAAGAGUGACGUUGACAUUACAGAGCACAACAAGACAAGCGUCAUCAUGUCCGGGGCGACCCCACCGAGCGAAGAGGAGACAGCGUCAGUUAGUACAAUUACAGAAACGACGGCGCCAUCGCAAAUAUUGUUGUAAAUGUAUAGAUAAAUAUACGUGUGAUGUAAAAUGAAUAAUUUAAUAUAAGCAUAUUAAUAUCAUAGUAACGAACAAAAAUAAUAGAUACAUUUGGAGGUCGUUGAAAAACGUCUUAAAGCAGACGUUUAAUAGUAAAAUCCCAGUUGGGUUUUAUUUUACUCUGGACUCCCAUCCCGCGCUCAGUGACCAGACAAUCCAACAAAAUUGUUGACUUAUGGAAAACUUGAGUUAAGGAAAUCUUUCUUUUUUAUUUCAAUUUUAUUCACCUGUUACAAACGAAGACCUUCCAAAA